Molecule: messenger RNA, 690 nt
Organism: Trypanosoma theileri
Lineage: Eukaryota; Euglenozoa; Kinetoplastea; Trypanosomatida; Trypanosomatidae
Product: thioesterase superfamily protein
Exons: 1
Coding region: 1-690 (229 amino acids)
Molecular function (GO): fatty acyl-CoA hydrolase activity
Source: RefSeq, a predicted model, not a curated record
AUGUCUGUAAAGUCUAAAGAAAAUAUUCUUGUAGAAGAAGAAGGAGAAGGAGGAGAACAGUGGGUUCCUGUCCUGCAAGUAUUCCCAAAGUAUACUUCCAUGUAUGAAGUGGUAAAAUCCCGUGAUCAGUAUGGUACCACGUUACUGCAUGAUCUCUUGCAGUUACAACCACAAGAUGCAUUUGUACUCAUGAAACCCAUUCCUGUAAGUCCUAUUACACCAGUUACACCUAACACAAUGAUAAUGCCUUUAAAAGAUCAUAUAUUUCCAUUUGCAAUGGCAUGGCCUUUUACUAUUACUAAAGGAACAACGGAUGUAAAUGGCAUCCUCGCACAUGGGGCACUUCUUACCCUUACGGAUAUGUUUACAUCUCUACAUCUUAUGUUGGCACUUCUACCACAAUUUCUUGGUCAUGUUUCUGUGUCUAUACAGUGUAAUACGGUACAGCCUAUGCGAGAAGGAGAAACGAUAGUGGCUAUUACACAUGUGGAUAAGAUAGGAAAACGUCUCUUGUUUUCUAGUGUGGAGUUCUUAUCGGCUACUACUUCCUUAACAGGAUUAGAAGAGGGUGAACGUAUGGAUGUGAUUAAAACAGCCAUUCAAAACCAGAAGGUAUGUGCUAACGCAAAGCAUGUGAAGUCUAUACUAGCACCACCACCAACAGCAUCGACUGGUGAAAAGAAGGAAUAA